AUGAAAUAUCCCUUUUUUUUUGUACUUCUUUUUAUAUAUUUGUUUAGCUACUUUUGCAAUUGUGAAAAAGUAAAGAAAAAUAAAAAUUUAAGAAAUUUAUUAAAAUCAUUAACAAAUAGAGUGGAUACAGAUGAUGGAAAAAAUGAAUAUUCUCGUUUAACUCAGUCUCCAAAAAUAGAAAUGAAAUUAUCUAAAGCAAAUUUCAAAACAACAUUGCAAAAUAUCCUUAUUCAAUCAUAUUCAGAAAAUGUUAAAGAAUUAAUUUCAAAAACUAAUUAUGAAAUACAAAAAGAGAAAUCAUUACUAGAUGAAAUAAAUAAUUCUAAUUUUAAUUUAAAUAAAAUAGCUGAUAUACUUUCAGGAAGUACUAAUAUAAAGAGAAGUAAUAAAUUGAGAAAUAAAUAUUCUCAUUAUUUAGGAGAUAACGAUUUGGGAUUAAUUUUCCUUCCAAUAUACAAAACAUUUAAAUCAAAUUCAUCACAUUUUAAUAAUAAUUUAUAUUCCUCUUUAUUACCCCAUGAAUUAUUAGAAAAAGGUUAUUUAUCAAAUGAACAAAUUUUAAGAAAUUCACAAAAAAAACUUUUAUUUCCUGAAAGAGGAGAUAUCACUUUAGAAAUAUAA
Plasmodium gallinaceum is the source of this 621-nucleotide messenger RNA. Its product is annotated as conserved Plasmodium protein, unknown function. NCBI's taxonomy places the organism in Eukaryota, Apicomplexa, Aconoidasida, Haemosporida, Plasmodiidae. Bases 1 to 621 code for a protein of 206 amino acids. The transcript has a single exon. The record is from RefSeq and is a predicted model, not a curated record.